CCAAAAUUCAAAAUACAAACGCUCCAAAGCUUAUUCAGUUUCCCUCCAAAGAUCUUCAGAGAGGUUUGAGGUUGUUCUUUUCUUAAUGGAGACCACGAAGUCGGGGAGGGGAGCCGGAGGAAGAAAAGGUGGCGAGAGGAAGAAGUCGGUGUCGAAGUCGGUCAAGGCGGGGCUACAGUUUCCCGUUGGUCGUAUCGCUCGGUUCCUGAAAAAGGGUCGCUACGCUCAGAGAACCGGCACCGGGGCUCCCGUUUACCUUGCCGCCGUACUCGAAUAUCUCGCCGCUGAGGUUUUGGAGCUGGCAGGAAACGCGGCACGUGACAACAAGAAGACCAGGAUAAACCCAAGGCACGUGCUGUUGGCCGUGAGGAACGACGAGGAACUGGGGAAACUGCUUCAAGGGGUUACCAUUGCCAGCGGCGGAGUUCUGCCAAACAUCAACCCCAUUUUGCUGCCCAAGAAGACAGCUCCUGCUGACUCUGACAAGUCCUCUAAAGCCUCCAAGUCCCCCAAAAAAGCUUAAAUGUCCUUGUUUUCUUUUAUAUGUAUAACAGUGUUAGCGGUCGGAAGUUUUUGUUGCAUAGAUGUAGUUGGUAAAUUUGAAAAAUCCAAUGGAAAGCUACUUUCUUCUUACUUUUUUGAUGAUAUCGCACUUUAAGCAAA
This is a messenger RNA of Corylus avellana, 663 nucleotides long. It is a transcript of the gene HTA7, whose product is annotated as histone H2A 7. Gene Ontology annotation, cellular component: nucleosome. Gene Ontology annotation, molecular function: structural constituent of chromatin; protein heterodimerization activity; DNA binding. NCBI's taxonomy places the organism in Eukaryota, Viridiplantae, Streptophyta, Magnoliopsida, Fagales, Betulaceae. The record is from RefSeq and is a predicted model, not a curated record.